This is a messenger RNA of Poeciliopsis prolifica (blackstripe livebearer), 3217 nucleotides long. RefSeq lists its product as uncharacterized. The record is from RefSeq and is a predicted model, not a curated record. The transcript is spliced from 13 exons. Lineage: Eukaryota; Metazoa; Chordata; Actinopteri; Cyprinodontiformes; Poeciliidae. The coding region runs from base 26 to 2617 and encodes 863 amino acids.
GUGUCUGCUGCAGAGGAGAAUCACGAUGAAAGGGAUUUUAUUAGGAGUGUUUUUUCUCGCAAAUUCUCUCAUCCUCUCCUCCGGUCUGACCCGUCAUUACCGCUUUUUCAGUCAGUCUUUGACUUGGAGCGCAGCGCAGGCCUACUGCAGACAGGCGCACGCAGACCUGGCAACCGUGGAGAACUCCGAGGAACUGGACCUGCUUGUGAACACGCUCCAGUCCGCCGGAUACAGCUCUGACGUCUGGAUCGGUCUGUCCAGCGAGAUCCACUGGAAGUGGUCCGAUGCCUACACCGGGACCGGGGCUGGCUACAGGCACUGGAGAAGUGACCUGAAUGAACCGGAGUUUCACAGCGCCGCGCAAUUCUGCGUGAGAUCCGGGAGCGCCGGAAACUGGUGGGAUGAGGAUUGUGCGCUGAACCUUCCGUUUAUUUGUUACAGCGGAACACAGGAAUCGGCCACAUUUUCUCUGCAGAACGAGCAAAGGAACUGGUCCAGCGCCCAGAGGUUCUGCAGGGAGAACUAUGUGGACCUUGCAACCGUGAAAACAGAUGCGGAAAACCAGAUACUGGUUGACAGAAUAAUGUCUUCAGCCUGGAUUGGUCUGUACAGGGAUCCAAACUUUUAUUGGUCAGACCGGAGCGACUUCGUCUUCAGGAACUGGGACUCUGUCAUAAACCCACUUGGCUCAAUGCCAGUCAUAUGUGGCGUUACGUCUUCUGGGCGAUCGGGAAAAUGGAAAUUUUUGCCCUGUGAAACUAAAUUGCCAUUUGUCUGCUACAGCGUAUUCAGAAAGGCAGUGAAGCUGAGACUGAAUGUGGAGAAGACCGUAGAUCCAAACGACCCGGUUCUGAAAGCAAACAUCCUGACAAAGCUCCAGGACAGACUGCAGCAGAGUGGAGUGAAUGGAAUCGCCCUGAAGUGGAGGGAGCGACGCGAUGGAGGAGUCUUCCUGAGGGAACCCACUGACAUCUGGAUCGGUCUUUUCGAUGAAAUCGACUGGAGAUGGUCCGACGGCUUCACGGGGAGCGGCGCCGACUACAGACAGUGGAGAACUUCUACAUAUGAACCAACUUUCCACUACUCCGUUGAGUUCUGCGUGAUGUUCACAUACUAUGCAGAGUGGCUUGAUGUUAGUUGCUCAGACAAUCGCCCGUUUGUGUGCUACAAAGGCUCGCAGUUGGUCCCUGAAUUUGUGUUUGUGAAUCUACCAACGAGCUGGUCCAGUGCUCAGACGUACUGCAGAAACAACUUCAUAGACCUCGCUACCAUAAAAAACGACGCAGACAACAAGCGUGUUCAGAACCAGUUGCCUGCUCUCUAUACUGAGGCUGUGGUGGAAAUGAAGCAACCAGAGAAGAUGAUCGCAGAGAAGUGGAAACAGAUGGGUGAAAGUGCAGGCAGGAGAGAACGAGAUGACAGAGAACAGCUGGGAGGAGAAGCAGGUGGACAAAAUGCAAAAAGAGUUGUUCUGUUUUCUUCUUCCAUCCAUCACCACUCAAUGAAAACACUGUUAUCAACUUUCAGACUUUAUUUUCAUGUCAUAUUUUUAGUCAGAAUGCAAAAUGGAUUUCCUGGUAAACAUUUGCAUAAACACCAAAAAAGGAACCUUUUAAUUCUGGGAGCUCCAGGGUUUUUUUCAGUCUACAGAUGCCUGAUAAUGGAGAGGAUCUUGGUGGGACUCUUGCUUCUCACAGGGUGGCUCAGCCUCUCUACCUGCCGUCAGUACCACUUUGUCAACCAGUCAGCCACUUGGAGUGAAGCUCUAACCUACUGCAGACAAACAUAUACAGACCUGGCCUCUAUUAACAGCAAAGAUGAAAAUAAUGAGCUGAUGAGAACAGUCGAUUCUGCCGGUCACGACUCUGAUGUCAGGAUUGGUCUGUACAACAAAGUCAAUUGGAAGUGGUCCGAUGGCUUCAGCAGCAGUGGGGCUGAUUACAGGAAAUGGCACGUUUCAGAUUAUGACCCUGAUUUCAUUGGAGCCAAUCAGUUCUGUGUAACCAUUAACCAGAAUGGGUUAUGGUUGGACUCAGAGUGCAUCCGCAAGUUUCCAUUUGUUUGUUACAAGGGAACACGUCUGACUCGAGAAUUUGUUUUUGUUAAUCAACCAGAAGACUGGAUAAGUGCCCAGAAGUAUUGCAGGGAGAGCUACACAGACCUGGCCACUAUCAGUACCGAUGCAGAAAACGAGAAGAUCAAUAAACUGACAAAUAAAACCUCGGCAUGGAUUGGUCUAUUUAGAGAUGACAAGUUUUCUUGGUCUGAUGGUAGCAGUUCUCAAUUCACCAGCUUUGAUAAUGUUAGGAAUGACAUUGGCUCAAUGAGAAUCAUAUGUGGUGCCACGUCUGCUAAGAGAUCAGCGAAAUGGAUAUUCUUGUCCUGUGAAACAAGAUUUCCUUUUGUCUGCUACAGCCUCCCCUCUGAAGUAAAACGGGUGACGAUGAUGAUCAAAUCGGAAGAUUCUGUGGGUCUGAACAAUCCCGCUCUGAAAGCAAACAUCCUAAAAAAGCUCCAGGACAGUUUGGAGGAGAAAGGAGUGAAUGGAGUCUCCCUGGAGUGGACAGAGCAGGCUGGUGGAAAACAAGCAAAGGGUAUCUCUCAAACGAUAAAAUAAUGCAAAAGAACUAUCAUUUGAAAAAUAUGUUGUUUUUUAGAUUUUAAGAAAAUGGGUUGUUGAACUAUUAAGUAUUUUCUUCCCAGUGAGUGGGAAAUAUCCUGUCACUACAGCAAUCAAACACUGCUUCAAAUUUCUGACCAGAUUUUGGUAUUUUGAAAGAUGAUCUCUUAUGGUUGAGCUCCAGGUCUGCGAGGUUUUGAUGGCCUCAUUGCCAUCACCUUAAUCUUUAGCUCACCUCCAUGGAUUCACUACGACGUUCUACGAAUGGGUCGCUGUGAAUUAUUGAUACUACUUCCUGUAAGGUAGAAACAUGUUGGUAAAAGUAAAACUUAAUCUAAAUUUGCCAUGGGGUAUGAAUAACUUUGGGCUCAGCAAUUAAUUUCUUUCUUUUGCUUGAAUGUAUGAAAAAGGAGAAAAGAAAAACAUGAUUGAGGAGCUCUGGAAAACUUGCAACUAGAAACUGGUUUAAUUGGUGGGGUUGGGGCUGCAUCUAUAUAGUUGUUUGCAUUAUUAAGAUGUCAAGAAAAAAUGUCCCUUGAUAGCAUCUCAGCUUCAUAUGUCUAUAUCCAUGUACUCCAAUAAACAUUUUUUUUCUCA